Molecule: messenger RNA, 5604 nt
Organism: Chara braunii
Lineage: Eukaryota; Viridiplantae; Streptophyta; Charophyceae; Charales; Characeae
Source: the annotation of a GenBank genome assembly
GCCUGCUCCCCACUACUUGAGUGUUUCCCCGCUGCAACCCUUAAAGUCACGGCCACAGGGUUUGCUCACAGGGUCAGUGAUCCUCUUCAUUAGAAAAGGGGAGAGCAGGAGUUCUCACCUCUUUCGAUUUAAUGAGGAAUUGUUCUUUAUAUAUAUGCUGCCACCAAUCAUUUUCAAUGCAGGGUUCCAGGUGAAAAAAAAGCACUUCUUUCGGAACUUUGUGCCUAUCAUACUCUAUGGUGUUGUCGGGACCAUAAUUGCCUUUGCUGUCAUCUCGCUGGGGUGCUGGCUGAUCUUUCCUCGGUUUGGGUUUGAAGAGCUUCGGAUAAAGGACUACCUUGCGCUGGGGAUUAUAUUCUCUCCAUCCGACACUGUGUGCGUGCUCCAGGUGUUGAGCCAAGAGGAAACACCAUUACUGUACAGUUUGGUCUUCGGCGAAGGAGUUGUGAAUGAUGCGACUGCAGUGGUGGUCUUCCGGGCAAUCACCAAAUUCAGCUUUUCGGAUUCUGCUGGGCUUUCUGUGGUUGUAAUUGUGUGGAAUUUUUUCUACCUUUUCUUCGCAAGCACUGCGCUUGGUGCUCUGGUAGGCUUGUUGAGUGCAUACAUCAUCAAGUCCCUUUACUUCGGAAGGCAUUCUACAGACAGGGAGAUAGCAAUCAUGGUCUUGAUGGCGUACUUAUCGCUCGUUCCUACGCUGGUUACUCAAGCUCAAGGACAAGACGUGUGUGCAGCAUCUUCUCCAUCCGGCAGCGGCGACGUAUCGUCUUCAAGUGGUUCUUCACAGGAUUCGGCGCGCGAGUUCAACAUAGAGGUAUUGGACCCGCUCACGUCCGAGGAUUUCGCAUGGCUUCCUCUCCCGACCACGGGCCGCUUGCCGGGACCGCAAUGCGCAACACUAUGUGCACAUCUCCACACGUACUUAUCCUUCUAUGCACCACCAACUUCGCCGACGGAUGAGCAAGUCACGGUGGGGGACAUCCUUGGGCAUGUUACCAAGGUGGCCCGCGAGUUUCGCACGCAGCGGUACGAUGACAACAACGCACCGCUCAUGUAUGUCCGCAUUCAAGUUGGGCAAGCGUCCUGCAGCGCUUUGCUGGAUAGCGGCGCGUCUCGCAAUUUCAUGAGCCAAGCCUUUACGCAAAGGGCUGGCCUUGGCGCACAAGUUCGAAGGAAGCCAAACCCGACGGCGAUCAAGUUGGCGGAUGGAAAGACGCAACAACUUCUCGACCGUUAUAUCGAGGUCAUACCGUUCGCCGUCAUCUUCGAGUCACCUAUCGGUGUGGUGCCGAAUCGGCCGAUCGCUCACGAGAUCAUACUUGAGGCCGGUGUCGUGCCGCCGAAAGGUUGCAUCUAUCGGAUGAGCGAGGAGGAGCUUGAGGUCCUUCGCGCACAACUCUACGACUUGUUGGCCAAGGGCUGGAUCCGCCCUAGUAGCUCCCCAUAUGGAGCACCAAUUCUCUUCGUCCAGAAGAAGAACAAGGAUCUACGAUUGUGUAUCGACUACCACAAGCUCAACACGCAAACCGUCAAGAAUGCGGGGCCUCUUCCUCGCAUCGACGGUCUUCUUGAGCGAUUGGGUGGCGUCAAGUAUUUUUCUAAGUUGGAUUUGAAAUCGGGAUAUCAUCAAAUUUCGAUCCGGCCGAAUGAUCGCUACAAAUCCGCGUUCAAAACGCGGUACAGGCAUUUUGAGUGGGUGGUCAUGCCUUCUGGCCUCACCAACGCCCCGGCGACCUUUCAAGCAGCAAUGACCAAUGAGUUUCGUGCAAUGUUGGACCGGUUCGUUCUGGUCUACUUAGACGAUAUUCUCGUCUAUAGCCGGACACUGGAGGAUCAUCUUGGGCAUCUUCGACGAGUGUUGGAGACGCUCCGCCGCGCCAAGUACAAGGCCAACCGCGACAAGUGUGAAUUUGUCCGGCAAGAGCUGGAUCACUUGGGCCAUUGUGUCACGCCGGAGGGCAUCAGUCCGCUAUCGGACAAGAUUCAAGCCAUCCAAGAGUGGACGGAGCCUCGGAACAUCACGGAUGUUCGUUCGUUCCUUGGCCUCGCCGGCUACUACCAGUAUUUUAUCAAAGGCUACUCGAAGAUCGUGGCCCACUUGACCAAGCUUCAAUGCGAGGAUCGGCCGUUUGACUUCGGAGAGGAGGCGCGGGAAUCAUUUUUGGCUCUCAAAGUCGCGCUAUUGUCUGCGGAGGUCUUGCGGAUAUACGACCCGCUUUUGCCUACGCGCGUCACUACGGAUGCGUCAGGCUGUGGCAUUGGUGCAGUCCUUGAGCAACAUGAUGGUGUGGACUGGCACCCGGUCGAGUAUUUCAGCAAGAAAGUGCCCGUCGUGCAUUCGGUUGACGAUGCACGCAAGAAGGAGCUCCUCGCCUUCGUCCACAUGCUCAAGUGGUGGCGGCACUUCCUCCUUGGUCGAAGCCAAUUUCGAUGGGUAACGGACAACAAUCCGUUGGUCUUCUAUAAGAUCCAAGACACCGUCAACAACACCAUCGCUCGAUGGAUGACUUUCAUCGACCAGUUCGACUUCUUUCCCGAUCACAUUCCCGGGAAGUCGAACCGUUUUGCGGAUGCUCUUUCACGGCGUCUGGAUCAUUGUGCCGCGGUCUACUCAACCUUCGAUAUCGACGAUGACUUGCGGAACAGCUUCAUCCGCGGCUACCAAGCCGACCUCGAGUUCCGGUACAAGUGCGCGGAUUGCUCCUCUCCUAAUCCGGCGCCUUCUCACUACCGGAUCCAAGAGGGGUACUUGCUUGUCCACACACGGGUGAAGGACCUUCUUUGCGUACCGAGUGCUCCUCACUUGCGUACACGGCUUCUUGGUGAGUUCCACGAUGCUCCCGCCACCGAACACUUUGGAGUCAAUCGCACGAUUGGCCGACUUCGCGAGCGAUUUUGGUGGCCCGGCCUUCUCGGCGACGUCACCCGCUAUUGCGAGUCAUGCGAGGUUUGCCAACGCUGCAAAUCCCGCAACCACCGUACGUAUGGCGAGUUACGACCAUUACCGGUCCCUUUGAGGCGAAGGGAAGCGAUUGCCAUGGACAUUACCGGCCCGUUCCCCAAGCACAAGACCGGCGUGGAUGGGAUUCUCACGGUGGUCGACCGACUCACCAAGUUUGCCAUGUUUUUGCCUUGCCGCUAUCAUGCCAAGGCACCGGAGUUGGCCGAGCGGGAACGACUGUUCACGCGGGAGACCGUGAUCGGCGAUGAGGCCGCACAUUGGGUGGAAGUGACAUCUGCAGACGGGGCCCCGGAGAAUGAGAAAGGGCUGUCAGCCCUUGCGCAGGUCUCCCACGACCUCGUGKCCACCUGCGCUCUGCAGCAGGAGGAAAUCCUUCACCUGCAGCAGACAGUGGACCAGAUGCUCGCACGACUGCAGGCGUUGGAGAAACAGCCAGCUGCUGUAGCAGCCGCAGGGCCUUUCACCCUUACCACCCGUGUGCAAGUUUUGGAGGAUGACGUCAGCAACAUCAAGCGUGUGCAUCAGGACCUCCGGACGUCGCAGCAAGCAACGAACUUGCAGUUGGAGACGCAGGUCCAGGCUGCUGCCACCGUGACGCCCGCCGGCGCAUCCUCCCGGCGCCCACCCAAGCUGGAUGACAUUCCCGUCUUCUGCGAUCAGUCCAAGACGGAACCGAUCCCGUGGUGGCGCCAGUUUACUCUCAGGCUCGACAUGCACCAUGUCCCGAACAACGAUCGACAUCCGUGCUUGUACCACCGAUCUGGUGGUGCGUGUCAAGCAUGGCUGGACAACAUCUUGACCAGCCACGGCGUAGCAGUGUCGGAAUUGCACACCAAGCUCACUUGGCAGGAGUUGACCGACGCCUGGCACAAGCGAUUCCAAGUGGAGCCRCCCGACCUGCAAGCGAUGGACAAGCUSAACAAGCUCCAUCAGAACACGCUGCUCAGUCAGGACUGGAUUACCGAGUUCCAAAGACUCGCCUCCACACCUGACCUGYCGCUCGCAUUCCGCGCCAUCAAGCACUUGUUUAUCAUGCGCUCGUGUCCAACUCUGCAAAACGCGCUGACGCAGAUUGCAGAGACACUCGACACAUCUGACAAGCUUUUCAGCACAGCGUCACGGAUCAUUYUCACGAAUAUCGAAGCCCGCAACGCCGACCGAUCUUCCUCGACGACGAGCGGCACCCAGCCCAAGCCAAAGUUGGUCGAGCUUUCAGGAAUUGUUACGGUCUUCUUCUGCGGCAUUGUGAUGUCGCAUUACACGUGGCACAAUGUGACCGAGGGUUCCAGGACGACGACAAAGCACAUGUUUGCAACACUGUCGUUCAUCGCCGAAACGUUCAUCUUUCUCUACGUGGGCAUGGAUGCUCUAGAUGUUGAGAAGUGGGAUGUCACUGACCCCGUUCAAGCGCUUGGGGUGUUCUUCACCUUGCUUCUGCUCACGCCAUUGGGGAGAGCAGCCGCCAUCUUUCCGCUGUCGUUUGUUGCAAAUUUCACACGAUCUGAAUCAGAUAAGAUUGAUUUCCGACGGCAGGUUGUCAUCUGGUGGGCUGGUUUGAUGAGAGGUGCCGUCUCCAUUGCAUUGGCUUUCAAUCAGUUCACUGCGUCUGGCAGCACGAAGAAUCCUGAGCAUGGGACACUGAUUGUCAGCACGAUGGCUGUUGUUCUAUUCACUACCUUGUGCUUUGGCAUCAUCACCAAGCCACUGAUAGAGUGGAUCAUUCCUUACCACUCGAGCGAGAGGCCGUUUGGUGAGAUCUCCGAGCCCAACUCGCCAAAGACCCCAAUGCUCAUCUGGGAAGGAACUCCCCGUACUCCUUUGCUGAGGGAUGGGGAUAACAGAGGGCCUGUGAGGGUCACGGCAAGGAAGGUGUUUUUCGAGCGAUUCAACCGCAACAUUACUGGAGCACAGAGGUCAUUUGACCUGAUUCUGAAUGGUCCUCCACGCACAGUUCAUGCUUUAUGGCGUGCCUUUGACGACAACUACAUGCGACCCAUCUUCGGGGGUCGAGGCUUUACCCCUUUCACCCCAGGCAUGGAUAUAGAUGAGAGGGGCUUGGCUCCAGAAGCGCAGCCUGCGGAGCAUACCUAGACGGGAACUGGCUUCGGAUACUGACAGGCAUAGCAUCAGAUGAGCAUCCAAGUCGCCCCUCAUAGAGCAUGUCUAGGCUGGCACUGAGUUCGGGUACGAAGUCACCCCCCAUAGACCGAUGGACUGGUCUUUGUCGCUGAGUGGCUUUUGUCGCUGACUCGACAGACUGGCUUUUGUCGCGAACUCGACAGACACUGGCUUUUCUCGCGGACUCUUGAGAUCUUGGCGAUUCCAGCUACUGCAGUUCUGUCCGCAGAAGCUUUCGGUCUGGCAGACGAAAUUGGAUGGGCCAAGGUCGGACACAUUGUUGGUAGACCGGAAGCUCUAACUUCAUGAAUCCAUGGAGUACACUCGGGUGUUUUUUGUUGCUGACUCGGCAGACCAGCUUUUGUUGCUGACUCUUGCUAUCUUGGCGAUUCCAGGCAGAGGGAGGAGCGGUGUCAAACAAAAGCUGACAGCUGGUGGGUUUAGCACAGAUUUGGAUGAGCUGAAGAGUGAUGAAGCGUACGAAAGGCAGAGGGAGGAGCGGUGUCAAACAAAAGCUGACAGCUGGU